AUGUCUGGUGAUUUCCUUCCUGAAAAUUCAAUUGUGGUGGGGUGUGGAGCGGUGGGCUUGGAUUUCUUGGCCACUGUUGCUGCUUAUCCCAAGCCAGAUCAAAAAAUCAGAAGCACUUCCUUCAAAAUUGAAGGAGGUGGCAACGCAGGCAAUGCCUUAACCUGCGCGGCUCGCUUGGGCCUCAAGCCAAGGAUCAUCUCCAAGGUUGCAGAUGACACUCAAGGAAAGCGCAUAUUAGAUGAGCUGCAGGCUGAUGGUGUAGAUACCUCCUUUAUGGUGGUUUCUAAGGAUGGCACUUCACCAUUUACCUAUAUCAUUGUUGACAACGAAACCAAGUCGCGAACUUGUAUACAUACACCAGGAUUUCCUCCUAUGAAAUCAGAAGAUCUUCCUGAAUCAAGUUUGUUAUCUGCAUUGAAUGGAGCAAGAAUUGCUUAUUUUGAUGGGAGAUUGCAUGAAACUGCUCUAGUUGUUGCAAACAAGGCAGUUAAGAUGAACAUACCUAUUUUAGUGGAUGCAGAAAGGCUAAGAGAGGGUUUGGAUGAUCUUUUGAAAGUAGUUGAUUAUGUCGUAUGCGCUGCACAGUUUCCACAGGUGUGGACAGAGGCAGCAACUAUUCCAAAAGCACUUGUUUCUAUGCUUCUAAAGUUGCCGAAAGUCAAAUUUGUGAUUGUAACUUUGGGAAAAGAUGGUUGCGUAAUGCUUGAGAGAAGUGCUAAUGAGGUUACAUCCACAGAAGAAGAAAUGGAUGUUGACAAAUUACUGAAAUCUCUUGAAACAAGAAAGAAUAGGAGCAUAUGCACCCCAAGCUGCAUAUCAUCGUCGGUGACAAAAUUGCGUGCAGAAGGUAUAGGAACCAUUUCUGGUAGGUUGUACAUUGGAACAGCUGAAAACAUACCACCAUCAGAGCUUAUCGAUACCACUGGUGCCGGUGAUGCAUUCGCAGGAGCUGUUCUCUACGCUAUCUGCGCCAACUUUGCAACAGAGAAAAUGCUAUGCUUUGCUGCCAAAGUGGCAGCUGCCAAGUGCAGAGCUCUAGGGGCGCGAAGUGGUCUUCCGCGCCACAAUGAUGGGGGCUAG
Molecule: messenger RNA, 1080 nt
Organism: Vicia faba (fava bean)
Lineage: Eukaryota; Viridiplantae; Streptophyta; Magnoliopsida; Fabales; Fabaceae
Source: the annotation of a GenBank genome assembly